UUAAAUAAAUGGAGGGAGUUAAUAUUCAGAGGAGACGUGGAGCCUGAAGCCAAGCCCCGCCCAGAAGAGUGUUGACAGAAUAUGCUGGUGCGCCGGGACGCUCCACCACCAGUCAGACGAGACCAGUGAAGCUUUGCGGUCAGCUCUUGCGGACUUGCACUCUCUCGCCUCUGUCUCAGUGGCACGUAGACCAAAGACAGCUGCUCUGACCCGCCAUUCAUUCAGUGCUCGCGAUGGCGCCCCAAGCCCCAGACCAAGACCUGAAGGACGACUUGCUAGAGGGUGAAGAGGAGCACCACGAUGUGCUGGAGGUGCGAGAAAUUAACAUUGACUUUCGAAAAAUACUCUCCGACCUGCGAAAUCUGGACUGGUCGAAGGUGGUCUGGAAAAACGUGAUACUCUUCUUUUUGCUUCACUUAUACAGCGUGUACGGACUGUACGAGGCGAUCUUCGUGGCGAAGUGGAAAACCCUCGCGUUCAGUGUGGUGCUUUACUUCAUGGCCGCGCUGGGGAUCACCAUGGGAGCGCACCGGCUAUGGUCUCACCGCUCCUUCAAGGCUACGUUGCCCCUGCGUAUAAUUCUCGGUGUGUGUCAGACCAUAGCCUUUCAAAACGACAUCUACGAGUGGGCGAGGGACCAUCGCGUGCAUCACAAGUACAGCGAGACAGACGCCGACCCGCACAAUGCACGACGCGGCUUUUUCUUCUCUCACAUGGGCUGGCUGAUGUACCGCAAGCACCCGAGUGUCAUCGAUAAGGGCCGCCGCCUCGACCUGUCUGACCUGGAGAAAGACAUUGUGGUGAUGCUGCAGCGUAAGUACUACCUGCCACUGGUGGUGACCAUGUGCUUCGUGCUGCCCACCGUCAUUCCUUGGAUGAUGUGGGAUGAGCACCUCAUCACGUCACUCAUGGUGGCUGGUUUCCUGCGCUACACACUCGUGCUGCACGUCACCUGGUUCGUCAACUCCCUGGCACACUGGGUGGGCAGCAAACCCUUCGACAAGAACAUCUACCCCUCGCAGAACCCCGUGGUGGCUUACCUGUCCCUGGGGGAGGGCUGGCACAACUACCAUCACGUCUUUCCUUGGGAUUACCGCACGGCUGAGUUCGGCGGGCUCAUUAACUACAACAUCACCAGCCUGGCCAUCGACCUGUGCAGCAAGGUGGGCCUGGCGUAUGACCUCAGGACAGUCACGCCGGAAAUGAUCGACAGACGCAUCAACCGCACCGGCGAUCCGUCCUAUGUUCCAGUGUACGCCAAGACCAAGACCAAGUAGAGCCCCGCUCCGCCCCGCCACGCCCCGCCACGACCCACCACGCAACGCCACACCUUCCUUCUCUCCACCACCGCCCCGCCCCGCCCCACGCCCCGCACCCUUCACAUGCACAAUAAUCUUCUAGAACGUAAGGCGGUAUGAGUGUGUCUCUUGAAGUAACUUAAAAAAAAAAAUAAUCGAUUCCUUGCAAAACUGAGAUGAUUUAAUAUAAAGAUGAUGAAUUCCAUAUUUGCUCCUCACAGCUAGAUGAUAUAACUGUUAAAGGAAUGAAUGGUUCUUGUACGGUACGUAUUAUAUAUAUACAUAUAUAUUUAUAUAUUAUAUAUAUAAUCCAUUGCCUUCUAUAUUUACAAAGUUAUGAAAGUUGAUGCAGUGAUAAACGUACAUCAAUACUAUACAUAAAAAUAGCUGUCAAAGGAAUACAUAGGGACCGAAGUAUUUUUUACCUAUGAGAACUGCUGAUAUGAAGUAUACAUAGAAGAAGUAUUAGUACAUGUUCUGAAUGUCUUAGCCACACGUCAAAGCCUCCUCAUACAUAUACAUUUAUUUAGUUUACAUGUAUAUCAACACACCAAGGAACUACACCUCAAAACAAACCGCCGCACUCGUGCAGAAGUAGUCUCGAAACAUCAUGGAGCUUCGGAACACCUGAACACUUAAAAAAAAAAAAAAAAAAAGGGGGAAAAACACUUGGCAACACUCGAGACUGUGGUUCCUUGGCCUCCCUUGCGGUGCGUGCGUGAGGUGUGCUGACUUGUUGCACCUGGGAGAACACACUGAUAUCUAGACCCUGUGUUGAUGCUGCGGAGUGUGGAGUGAAGGUCCCUUAUCACUUCCAAUUGCUGCAAAAGGAAGGUAGUCAUUCAUUUUUAUGUUCAUUGUAUCGUGUUGCGUUGUGUUGCUCUUAAGACAACACAGUGUUAUCUCUACCCUGGUGUUGAUGGUGCAAGGUAAAAAUGAAGACCUUUUAUUCAGAAAUGUUGCAAAGGAAGGUAGUCAGUCUUAUCUUCAUUGAAUCUUGUUGCGUUGUGUUGCUCUUAACCCAACACAGUGUUACCUAUACCCUGGUGUUGAUGCAAGUAAAGUGAAGGCUUGUCACUCAGAUGUUGCAGGGGAAGGUAGUCAGUCACUGUUUGUUUUCCUGGGUUUGUGUUGGGCUGUGUUGCUCCUGGUAAGUUCUCGUGUCAACAACUAACUCUACACACGAAGAUUAUUGCAUGUAUGCACCUGUAAUUCUCCCACAAGAUAAAUUGCUUCGAUCUUACCUUAUAUAAUAUUACCCUAUUUAACCUUCCCUUGCCUUACCUCAUCUUACCUACCCUACCUAACCUUAACCUUAUCUAACCUUACCCUGCCUAACCUUGUCUAACCUUACCCUGCCUAACCUUGUCUAACCUUACCCUGCCUAACCUUGUCUAACCUUACCCUGCUUAACCUUGUCUAACCUUACCCUGCCUAACUAUACCUUAACUAACCUUACCUUACCCUACCUUACCUACUCUAUCCUAAUCUUAGGGUAAAAAAAAAAGCUAAUUUAUCAUGUUGGAAACUACUUAGGGAGAAUUUUUAUGGUGCAAUGUUCAUGGAAAGAGAUAUUAGUCGAGGGAGAGCUUAUAGUACACACCCAAGAAGACAGCCAGUCACUCCUGCCGCCCUCGGUGUUACUUAAAUUCUGGUUGUGUUGAGGUUGGGUUCACUAAAUGGCGGUGCUGUUUCCCUAAGCAUCACUUUACUUUCCCCCCCUUUUUUUUAUUAUUAUUUUGAGUUUGUGUUUUUCUGGGUUAUAAGUGAUAAAUAAGUGAUAAUAUUUAACUUUUAUGUACUUUUUUGUACUAAUAUACUGCAUCUUUUUUUUUCUGUAAACGUUCUUGACUUUAAUAUUUAGUUUCGUUUAUCGCUAUCAUGUUAUUUGUUUCUAUUUACUAUUAUUUGUCUUUUAUUUGUACUUCCCUCAUUUCAUCAGUAUAUUUAUUUUGUCCUGACUGACUGACGGAAGAGAAUUUGAGUUCCUUAAGUUUAAAUUUACCUGGGCAGCGUGAGUAAAAUUAAUUAGUCACGUGUUACUGACCUUCACGAGGACCGCAGAAGCAAGGUCCGUCACUCUAGUCAUUGCCGAGCGCGUAAGACUCCCAGCACACGUGUUUCCCUCCCCUUGCCCAGACCAACCCCCUGGCCUUCACGUGUGUCCCUCCACCACAGAACAACCCUCUUACCUCGACGUGUUUCCCUCUCUUCGCCCAAAAUAGUCCUCCUUUUUCCUCCACGUGUUCCCCCCCCCCCCAUCAGUUAGCCCUCCUUUUCCUCCUCGUGUUUCCCUCCCUCUAACUAACCCUCCCUUUCCUCCACGUUCUCCACAGACCAGCUCUUUCCCCCACGUACUCUACCCCGUCUACCCCUCCCUUUACCUCCUUCUCAAAACUUUUUUCUCAUCACUCCAUCACUUCCUCUUCCCCAGUUCCUCUCCUAUCACAGUCUUCCCCUUUCCUUCCCAGAGUUCUCACGCAUCCUCCUUCGCUCCCCUUCCCAUCAGGCAACUUUUUAAAGCUCACUUCUCCAUCCCUCUCUCUCUUUCCCUUUUCCUCAACAGUACUGAGUGCCUUUCCUAUUGUCCAGUCUCUCCUUCAGGUCUCCCACAGGUCCUAACAAACUCCUUUCCCUUAUCUCAGGUCUUCAGGUCCUCCUCAGUCCCUUUCUCAACCGACACAUUUCCUUCUUCCCUCCUGGUCAAGUCUUCCCUUCAUUCUCCUUUCCCGUCCCAUAUUUUCUUGAUUAUUCCGAUUAUCCUUCUCACGUGUUAUCGCUUCCUCCUCUCUUUCUUCCUUCAGUACCUCCUUUUUUCCCUUGAAUUUCAUCCUUUACUCCUUUUUUCUUUCUUUUCACUAACUUUCACUUUCCUUAAUUUUUCCCUCCAUUUCAAUCCCUCUUUUCUUCUUUCUCACGUUUAUUCCUAUUUCCAUCCCCUUUUCCUUUCCUUUCUGUUCCCUUUGUCAUUUUUCCCAUGUCCCGUUCUUAUAUUCCCUCCCUUCCUUCCUCCCUCUGUCAUGACCAGCUCUUCCCUCCUCUCUCUCCCCGUCCAUUACAUGUCCAGCGGGAAAAGAAAGGCCAAGAAAAUAGUUAGCGUGCAUUCACUUUCACGCCACGAUGAGUCUGUGACCGCAACACGUCGCCAACAAGUUGAUUACAGCUGUUUUCUGGCAAAGUACAGGUGUGUUUCUCCGCUUCAGUACCUUCCCAUCUUUCCCUGUCGAGUACUUUCACCAGCCUCCCUCUCUGUAUGCCUCUAUCCUCCCCUGUAAUUGUUUUUACCUGUUUUACCUGAGUUUACCUGGGGUUCCCUAUCUUGUUUACCUGUACCUCUUCACUUUCACUGUCAUUUAUUCCUUAUUAUCUUUUGUAUUCCCUUGUUCAAUUUGUUUUUCUAUCAUGUUUUUACCUUUGUUUACCUGAUGUUUCUUAUUUGUCUCCUUUGCUUUCACUUGUCUAUUUAUUUUUGUAUCCCCUUCAUUAUUUUGCUUCUGUCCUGUUUUCUAUCUUUUUCUUACCAAUGCUUUCGACUUUCGUCUCUCCGUCUCAUUUUCCCUUUAAUAUCUUGGAUCCUGUACGAUAAACACGUUAAAGGCCCUUUCUGUGCUCCCUUUGUCUCCUAUUUUCUCUUUAACGUCACGCUAAUUUAUCGAUUUCUAUACCCUCCUCUCCUUAUCUCACCCCUUUAACUUCAUCCUCCCUCCUCGUCCGUUAUACCAGUAAAAUCCUCUUCUAUGCUCCCUUCAUCUCCCUUAUCUCAUCCCGUUAUCUCCCCCUUCAUCCCGUCCCUCCUUCAGUUUCUCCUCCUCCCUAACACGCUGCUGGGGUUUCUGUGAGGCUCGCGGCGGAGGCGUCACCAAGGAGUCACGCUGGUUUGUUUAUUUAGUCAGCUGAUUGUGGCGCCGUCCUCCCACCCGCCUCACUUAUUAUUCCUCUUAAAUUAUGACUUGUUUUGGACGUGUGUUUUUGUGUUUCGGUGUUUGAUAACUUGUAUAAAAAAAAAAGAAGCUUAGGAAAGGUGGUGUAUUAUUGUGUAUUUAUAUAUCUUAACUAGUGCUGCAGCCUUUCAUUAUAUAUCAUUAUUAUAUAUACAUGUUUGUGAAGCACUAUCGUUGUCAGUAUAGUCAUUAUAAACCUGCGUAUUAUACCGACACAAGUAAUGAAGGAACACCUGUAGAUUCGCUAACCUGUAGUGAAGGGGAUUUGCUAAGUUAAUCUAAUUCUAUUUUAACCUAACCUUACUAAAUCAAAACUACGUAGCAACAUUAACUCGUAUUUAACUUAACCUCCUAAACUUGGCUAAUUGUGUAAAGGUUCAACGAAGGGAAGUUAGUAAGGUUAGGCGGGUGUUACGUAGUGUUAGAUUUAGGUUUACGAAUUCCCUGCACUGAGGCAUCGAGUCUUGAGGUGGUCCGUGAAGAACAAUGACUGUGGUUCACUAUGGGUUCUGUUGAGACGUGGAGUGUGCUGGCUGUACUUUUGUUGCCCGGAGCUGCCCACCUGUCAUGCCUAUCUACUUCUUCACCUGAGCCAAGCAGAGAUGAAGUACUCGUGGUAACUAAGGAGGUGCUGGCGUCCCCGUGUUAACGUGGCCAUGCAAAUUGAUUGUAGGUGUGAAAUGUUUGGUUUUGUUAUUGAAUUCUUGAUUUGUUUCCAUACCUUGGCCAAGAGCACGUGAUUGUAAGGUUUCCCCACCCUCAGCAACAGCUGGCUAUGCAUGCUGAUUGAAGAAGGUAAAAAAAUGUCUUUUAGCCUUGUGGUUUUGUUAAUGAAUUCAUGUCUUGUUUCCUUGCUUCGAGUGCACGUGAUGCAUAAGAAACUUCUCCCACUCUUCAGUUACACGUGCCCAUGCAUACUGACUGAAGGUGUAGAAUAUCUUAUGAUUUUAGUAAAGAAUUCUUGCUAUGUUUCCAUAUCCGGGCCAAACAGAUGAAGUACUCGUGUUAAAUAAGGUGCUGUCAUCUUCCUCUCAUACUUCCCUUUGUUUAUAAAGUGUCCAAGUUAUUAUUUUGAUAAUUGACUAUAUUUGUGUUGUGUUUGUGUAAUGCGGAGGUGCUCUUACCUUUGUUUUACCUGCCGUUGUGUUAAGGAAGGUAUGAUUUGUGUUAGUUACGUUUUGAUUACUGAUUGGGCUUUGUGUUAUGUUUAGGAUUAUAAUGGUUACAUAUCCGAUGUAUCAAUUCUCUUUUAGUUUCCUGAUAUUUAGGUCAAACUGACAUCCUAUUGCAUCACUUAGAAAUUCUGUGUUAUAAUUAAGGUCACGUGAUUGGUGUUCAUACAUGUAUUUUUUAUUCCCUACACCUGAAAACGUGACAGAUGGUUUAUUUUUCGUAUCAGGACUUAAGUUGUUUAGUUGUAAUGUGUUUUCACCUCUAUACCUGGACACUCGUUCUGUGUGUAUGGCCAGAUGUGUAUGGCCUCUAUAUUAAGAGUUUCAUUUCUUUGUGUUGGCCACCCGUUCUAUACCUGGAGUCAUUUGCACCAUAUGUCAUCCUGUAUUCUGGCCACCUUCAUACCUGGACUCCGUUAUACCUGUAAUGUUUUUGGCUUCCUCUGUAUUAGGAGUCUUGUAUUUCUGUAUUAUGUAUUGGCCAUGUGUUCUAUACCUGGACUUAGCAUACUUGUAUUCUGGCCACCUUUAUACACAGACUCCGUUAUAAUAUCUGUAAUGUGUGUGUAGCUUCCUCUGUACGUGAAUAUUUUCCUUGUAUACCAUCUCUUGUUUUCCUUAUAUAUGAUCUCCUGUUUUGGUAAUUUAUAUAAAGGCAAUCUUUUCCUUCCCCGUCAUUGCAUUAGUUCUGUUCCUUCUCUUCUUGUGUGUGUCUGGCCAGCUGUCGGUAUACUAGCUCUUGUUCAGGUAAUUUAUAUCAAGACAUUCUAUUCCUUUCUCUAUAAGGGUGUGUCCUAUCAUCGAUCCUGUUCCUCCUCUGUGUGUGUGUGUUUGGCCAGCUGUCAGAAUACCAGCUUUUCUUUUGGCCAUUCAUAACAGGGCACCGUUUGUCUAGUUUAUUCUCUGUGUCUGGAGUAGAGCGCACCACACCACGUUCAGGAUCUCCAUAGCACCACUGUAUGCUAAGUGAUAAGGAGAUGAUGGUGAUGAUGUUCCAUAAUAACCCCACAAGAAGAUGCUUUAUUUUUACUGGAUUCGUGUAUAUACUUCUUAUAUAAUGAAGCUUGCCCAAUGAUUUUUUUUUUAAUUUUUGUUAUGUAUAUUUUACUCCAUUUUCCGGUUGUGAACAAGAUGAUGAUGAUGGUUGAAGUAUAACACUAUGUAUUCGGUUCUUGAGUAUUAUUACUACAAGCCCUGUGUGUGUGUGUGUGUGUGUGUGUGUGUGUUUGUGUUUGUGUGUGUGCGUGCCUAUGUGCGUACGUGUAGGUGUGGUGAUGUUGCAAUGCUUCUUGAUCAGUUCCUGGACAUCCGUCACCUCGGCGUGCACUCUGUCCCGUUUCAAGGUGACUGUAACAAGGACCCCUAGCCAUACCUGACCCUCAGUGUAGAGCCACUUGAAUACCAACACCUGGACACUUCCCGUAGCGACUCGUCAUUCACUGCUUGGUUGUAUAAAGGACCGUAUUCUGAAACACUUCUGGCCGCACCUCCACUACUUUCAAAAAGCUCUAGUUGAAGUGACAAGUUUUAAGGGUGUUUUUACGGUUCUAGUGACAGAUUAAGAUGAUUUCUACAUUAUUAACAGGAAAAUACUCUUGAUAACCCGGCUGACCAUCUCUGUGGCCUUUGAAAAUGGUCGUGGUGAGAGAGCAAAGCAUUUCUGAAUACGGGAGUCACACAGUCACACACACCAACACACAAGGAUCUUCCCCCUGUUCCUCCUCCUCCUCUUCCUUCUCCCCUUAGCUGCUGGUUAUAUCAUGUUUACAGUUACUGAUAAGCGUAUUGUAGUAGGACAAAAAGGAAGUUUAAAGUAAUUUACCAAGAAUCUUCUGUGAUAUGUACCACAAUGCAAACUUUUUAGGGAGAGGAAAGGCGUCAUUAUUAUUAUUAUCAUUAUACCAAGCUGGAUCCAGUCUGGUUAUUCCACGUCUUGCCAUCACUACUGCUACUAAAAUUACCACUGUCACUUCUAAUAUUUCACAAGUAUCAGAUUACACACACACAUUCUCUCUCUCUCUCUCUCUCUCUCUCUCUCUCUCUCUCUCUCUCUCUCUCUCUCUCUCUCUCUCUCUCUCUCUCAC
Molecule: messenger RNA, 8495 nt
Organism: Scylla paramamosain (green mud crab)
Lineage: Eukaryota; Metazoa; Arthropoda; Malacostraca; Decapoda; Portunidae
Product: stearoyl-CoA desaturase 5-like
Exons: 1
Coding region: 234-1277 (347 amino acids)
Biological process (GO): unsaturated fatty acid biosynthetic process
Cellular component (GO): endoplasmic reticulum membrane
Molecular function (GO): iron ion binding; stearoyl-CoA 9-desaturase activity
Source: RefSeq, a predicted model, not a curated record